GGGGCGGCGCUGAGUAAAGCUGGGCCGGGCUGGGCCGGGGCCGGGGCUAGGGCCGGAGCCCGAGCCCGGCCUGCUCCGCGGCCUCCGAGGCUGCUGGGGACGAAGGCGGCGGCGGCCCGGCGGGCUAUGGCGGUGGGUGGCGGGUGAUCCGCGGAGCCGAGUGCGGGGAGCUGCGGCGGCGAGGCUGGGCCCGGCCAUGGGGUUCCUGCACCAGCUCCAUCUCCUGCUCUGGAAGAACGUGACGCUGAAGCGGCGCAGCCCGUGGGUGCUGGCCUUUGAGAUCUUCAUCCCCUUAGUGCUCUUCUUCAUCCUCCUGGGGCUGCGGCAGAAGAAGCCAACCAUCCCUGUGAAGGAAGCUUUCUACACGGCGGCCCCACUCACCUCGGCUGGGAUCCUGCCCGUCAUGCAGUCCCUGUGCCCUGAUGGCCAGCGCGAUGAGUUUGGCUUUCUGCAGUACUCCAACUCCACGGUGACGCAGCUCCUGGAGCACCUCAGUGAAGUGGUGGAGCAGAGCAGCCUCUUCGACCCACAGCACCCAGGGCUGGAGGAGGAGUUGGAGUCGCUGCGCCGGCGCCUGGAGGCGCUCAGCAGCAGCGAACCCAGCUCCAUGGAGACCCACUUCAGCAAUCGAGCAGGAUCUGGCUUCACGCUGGCGUGGGCAGCCAAGGACUGGGGCGAGCUGUACCGCUUCCUGACACAGAACAUGUCCCUCCCCAACAGCACGGCUGAGCUGCUCCUGGGCUCCAGCGUUGACCUGCGGGAGGUGUACCGCAUUUUUUUUGGUUCCUUUCCUUUGGUACCCGAUGAGACCCAUGAGCGUGACCUGUGGGAUAGGUUUGGCCCUGGUGAGAAGAUGAUGCAGCUGGAGAAGAGCCUCCCCAGCGGCUGGAGGAGCCUGCAGGAAGGGCUGGUCCACAGGGCGCUUCGGGACCCCGUGGCAGCUCUGCGCCAGCCAGCGCUGCUCCGCCUGCUCUCCCAGGCCCUGGGCCUUGCCAGUACUGCCCCAGCACCCACCACCUCAGACAGCCCCCAAGCCUUCGUCACCGAGAUGGAGGGUAUCCUCUUCACUGCGCCGAUGCUGGAGCAGCUGACGUGUGAGCAGAGCCCAGGGGGGCUGCGUCGCCUCCUGCACGUAGCCCCUGGGCAGCAGCCGCUGCUGCAUGCAUACCGGGUGCUGGCCUGCAAUGGCAGCCAGGCUGCCCGCCGGGAGCACUUCGCCCAGCUGGCCGCUGAGCUCCGGGAGCAGCUGGAUACCCGCAAGAUUGUCAGCAGGCUGAAGCUGGAUGAGGUGAACAGCACAGCCACCCAGCACCGCCUCCGCGCCUUCCUAGAGGACCUGGUGGAGAUGGAGAAGGUUCUCCGUGAUGUGAACAUCCUCUCAGCACUGGCCAAGCUGCUGCCCAGGGGAGCCUGCGCCAGCAAGGCCCCACCACCCACUGCCAACAGCACUGGCUGGGUCAGUGCCAAUGGCACGGCUGGCAACACCACGGCGGAGGAGGAGGGCACCGGCAGGGGCCCGGCCGGCAGCGACGACCCCCAGGGGCAGUUCUCGGCAUUUGUGCAGCUCUGGGCUGGGCUGCAGCCCAUCCUCUGCGGCAACAACCGGACAAUCGAGCCCGAGGCGCUGAAGCAGGGUAACAUGAGCUCACUGGGUUUCACCAGCAAGGAGCAGCGAAACCUCGGCCUCCUCGUGCAUCUGAUGACCAGCAACCCCAAAAUCCUGUAUGCCCCUGUGGGCACUGAAGUGGACAAGGUCAUUCUGAAGGCCAAUGAGACCUUUGCCUUUGUGGGCAACGUCACCCACUACGCCAAGGCGUGGCUGAACAUCUCCCCCGAGAUCCGUGCCUACCUGGAGGAGGGCAGGCUGCAGAGGCGCAUCCGCUGGCUUCAGCAGUUCACCGCUGACCUCCACAAGCACCCAGAGAUCCUCAAUGUCUCUGACAGCGAUGUUCUCCACAAUUUCCUCAAUGGCAACUUCUCCCUGCCCAAUGCCAGCAUCCUGCUCCAGCAGCUGGACACCAUUGACAAUGCUGCCUGCGGCUGGGUCCACUUCAUGGCCAAGGUCAGUGUGGACAUCUUCAAAGGCUUCCCAGAUGAGGAGAGCAUCGUCAACUACACGCUUAACCAGGCCUACCAGGACAAUGUCACAGUCUUUGCCAGCGUCAUCUUCCAGACCAACAGAGAUGGCUCACUGCCCCCCCAUGUCAUGUACAAGAUCCGGCAGAACUCCAGCUUCACAGAGAAGACCAACGAGAUCCGACGGGCGUACUGGCGGCCCGGCCCCAACACUGGCGGCCGCUUCUACUUCCUCUACGGCUUUGUCUGGAUCCAGGACAUGAUGGAGCGCGCCCUCAUUAACACGUUUGUUGGCCAUGACGUGGUGGAGCCUGGCAACUAUGUGCAGAUGUUCCCGUACCCGUGUUAUACCAGGGACGACUUCCUCUUCGUCAUUGAGCACAUGAUGCCCCUGUGCAUGGUGAUCUCCUGGGUCUACUCAGUGGCCAUGAUGAUCCAGCACAUUGUGACGGAGAAGGAGCAUCGCCUGAAAGAGGUGAUGAAGAUGAUGGGCUUGAACAACGCAGUGCAUUGGGUGGCUUGGUUCAUCACUGGCUUUGUCCAGCUCUCCAUCUCAGUCACGGCACUCACCGCCAUCCUGAAGUAUGGCAAGGUCCUCAUGCACAGUGAUGUCCUCAUCAUCUGGCUCUUUCUCGCCAUCUAUGCAGUGGCCACCAUCAUGUUCUGCUUCCUGGUGUCAGUGCUCUACUCCAAGGCCAAGUUGGCCUCUGCCUGCGGUGGCAUCAUCUAUUUCCUCAGCUAUGUGCCCUACAUGUAUGUGGCCAUCCGGGAGGAGGUGGCACAUGACAAGAUCACAGCCUUUGAGAAGUGCAUCGCGUCCCUCAUGUCCACCACAGCCUUCGGGCUGGGCUCCAAGUACUUUGCGCUGUACGAGGUGGCCGGUGUGGGCAUCCAGUGGCACACCUUCAGCCAGUCGCCUGUGGAAGGAGACGACUUCAACCUCUUGCUGUCCAUGAUGAUGCUGAUCGUGGAUGCUGUGGUGUACGGGGUACUCACGUGGUACAUUGAGGCCGUGCACCCGGGCAUGUUCGGCUUGCCGCGGCCCUGGUACUUUCCCUUCCAGAAGUCUUACUGGCUGGGCAACGGGCGAGUGGAGACCUGGGAGUGGACCUGGCCCUGGUCCCGCACCACCCGCCUCAGCAUCAUGGAGGAAGAUCAGGCCUGCGCAAUGGAGAGCCGGAGGCUGGCUUCUCACCAUCCUGCUCUUGUGGCAGAAGAGACACGGGGCAUCGAGGAGGAGCCAACCCACCUACCCCUGGUCGUCUGCAUUGACAAGCUCACCAAGGUCUACAAGACGGACAAGAAGUUGGCAUUAAACAAGCUGAGCCUCAACCUCUAUGAAAACCAGGUGGUGUCCUUCCUGGGGCACAAUGGUGCGGGCAAAACCACCACCAUGUCCAUCCUCACCGGCUUGUUCCCUCCAACCUCGGGCUCUGCUACCAUCUAUGGCCACGAUAUCCGGACGGAGAUGGAUGAGAUACGGAAGAACCUAGGCAUGUGUCCGCAGCACAAUGUGCUCUUCGACAGGCUGACAGUGGAGGAGCACCUCUGGUUCUACUCCCAGCUCAAGAGCAUGGCAGAGGAGGAAAUCCGCAAGGAGAUGGACAAGAUGAUCGAGGACCUGGAGCUCUCCAACAAACGCCACUCCCUCGUGCAGACCCUCUCAGGGGGCAUGAAGAGGAAGCUGUCGGUGGCCAUUGCGUUCGUGGGCGGGUCACGGGCGGUGAUCUUGGAUGAGCCCACAGCUGGUGUGGACCCGUACGCACGCAGGGCCAUCUGGGACCUGAUCCUCAAGUACAAGCCAGGGAGGACCAUCCUGCUCUCCACACAUCACAUGGAUGAGGCUGACCUACUGGGUGACCGUAUCGCUAUCAUCUCCCACGGCAAGCUCAAGUGCUGCGGCUCUCCACUUUUCCUUAAGAGUACCUAUGGUGAUGGCUACAAGCUGACAGUGGUGAAGAAGCAAUCAGACACCAGGAACAGCACAGAGCCAGGCCAGCUGCACAGCCCCCCAGCCCACUCCUCCAUUAGCCCCUGCUCUGAGCCUCGUGUCUCCCAGUUCAUCAAGAAAUAUGUGGCCUCCUGCCUCCUCAUCUCUAACACCAACACUGAGCUCUCCUACAUCCUGCCCAGCGAGGCUGUCAAGAAGGGCUGCUUCGAGAGGCUCUUCCAGCACUUGGAGCAGAGCCUGGAAGAGCUGGACCUCACCAGUUUCGGGCUGAUGGACACCACGCUGGAGGAGGUCUUCCUGAAGGUGUCUGAGGAGGACCAGUCCCUGGAGAACAGUGACGUGGGUACGGGCAGCAGCGGGGCACAUGGUGCUGCUGGGACUGACGUGAAGGAGUCCAAGAAGGAUGCCCUGCAGCCACCUGCUCCUGAGCUGGGCCUAAAGCCUGAGGCCAAUGGGGAGCCCCUGGCUGAAGCAGCUGUGCCGGAGAAGCCUGAGGUGGAGCUCAGCAACCUGGUGACCUGCUCCAAGUUGGCGCAGUCGCAGGCGUCCCUGCGCUCGGCCUCCUCGGUGGGCUCCGUGCGGGGCGACGAAGGUGGGGCUUAUUCGGAAUUCUUUGGGGAUUACGUGCCCCUGUUCGAUAAUCGGCAGGACCCCGAUAACAUCAGUCUGCAAGAGCAAGAGGCAGAGGUGGAGGCGGAGGACAGCGAUAAGGCUGGGCAGGGGAGCUUCAAGCUGGAGGGAUCGUGGCUGAAGCUGCGCCAGUUCCACGGGCUGAUCGUCAAACGCUUCCACUGCGCCAAGCGCAACACCAAGGCCCUCUUCUCGCAGAUCCUCCUGCCUGCCUUCUUCGUCUGCGUGGCCAUGACAGUGGCGCUGUCCGUGCCCGAAAUAGGUGACCUGCCACCCCUCAUCCUCUCACCAUCGCAGUACCACAACUACACCCAGCCCAAGGGCAACUUCAUUCCUUAUGCCAACGAGGAGCGGCGUGAGUACCGCAUCAGGCUUUCUCCCGAUGCCAGCCCCCAGCAGCUGGUGAACACUUUCCACCUGCCUUCUGGUGUGGGGGCCACCUGCGUGCUCAAGACAGCCUUCAACAACACACUGGACCAGCCCAUGCAGACCCUCAACCUCAACAGCAACGAAUCCAAGAUGCUGGCAGCCAAGUACUUUGACGCCAUGUGCAUUGACUCCUUCACCCAGGGCCUGCCGCUCUCCAACUUUGUGCCGCCACCUCCAUCCCCGGCCCCCUCUGACUACCCUGUCUCGGUGGAUGAGGACCUGCUCCGUGCCUGGAACUCCACAACCUUCUCUGCUGCCAUAAAAGAGACUGUGACCUCAGCCCCUGCCCUGCCCCACAUCAUCCACGAGCCCAUCAAGUGCACAUGCUCCAUGCAGGGGACUGGCUUCUCCUGCCCCAGUGGUGUGGGGGGCCACCCCCCACAGAUGAAGGUGGUGACGGGGGACAUCCUGGCAGACAUCACAGGGCGCAACGUCUCUGAAUAUCUGCUCUACACCUCGGACCGCUUCCGGCUGCACAGGUACGGGGCACUCACCUUCGGCAACGUUCAGAAAUCCAUCCCGGCCUCCUUCGGGGCCCGGGCUCCUGCCACAGUGCGCAAGAUUGCUGUCCGGAGAACGGCCCAGGUCUUCUACAACAACAAGGGCUACCACAGCAUGCCCACCUACCUCAAUGCUCUCAACAACGCCAUCCUGCGAGCCAAUUUGCCCAAGAGCAAAGGCAACCCUGCUGCCUACGGCAUCACUGUCACCAACCACCCCAUGAACAAGACGAGCGCCAGCCUGUCCCUGGAUUACCUCCUGCAAGGCACGGAUGUGGUGAUUGCCAUCUUCAUCAUUGUGGCCAUGUCCUUCGUGCCAGCCAGCUUUGUGGUGUUCCUGGUGGCUGAAAAGGCCACCAAGGCCAAACACCUGCAGUUUGUGAGUGGCUGUGACCCUGUCAUCUACUGGUUGGCUAACUACGUGUGGGACAUGCUGAACUACCUGGUGCCAGCCACAUGCUGCAUCAUCAUCCUGUUCGUAUUUGACCUCCCAGCAUACACCUCUCCCACCAACUUCCCCGCUGUCCUCUCCCUCUUCCUGCUCUACGGCUGGUCCAUCACUCCCAUCAUGUACCCUGCCUCCUUCUGGUUCGAGGUGCCCAGCUCCGCCUAUGUCUUCCUCAUUGUCAUCAACCUCUUCAUCGGCAUCACAGCCACCGUUGCCACGUUCCUGCUGCAGCUCUUUGAGCAUGACAAGGAUCUGAAGGUGGUGAACAGCUACCUGAAGAGCUGCUUCCUUGUAUUCCCUAACUACAACCUGGGCCAUGGCUUGAUGGAGAUGGCCUACAAUGAGUACAUCAAUGAAUACUAUGCCAAGAUCGGGCAGUUCGAUAAAAUGAAAUCACCCUUCGAAUGGGAUAUCGUGACACGGGGACUUGUAGCAAUGACAAUUGAAGGCUUCAUCGGCUUCUUCAUCACCAUCAUGUGUCAGUACAACUUCUUCCGGAAGCCCCAGCGGCUGCCUGUCUCCACCAAACCCAUCGAGGACGACAUUGAUGUGGCCAAUGAGCGGUACCGUGUCCUGCGCGGCGACGCCGACAAUGACAUGCUCAAGAUUGAAAACCUCACCAAGGUGUACAAGUCCCGCAAGAUAGGGCGCAUCCUGGCCGUGGACCGGCUGUGUGUGGGUGUGCGGCCCGGGGAGUGCUUCGGGCUGCUGGGCGUCAAUGGCGCGGGCAAGACGACCACCUUCAAGAUGCUGACAGGGGAUGAGAGCACCACAGGUGGAGAGGCCUUCGUUAAUGGGCACAGCAUCCUGAAGGAGCUCCUGCAGGUCCAGCAGAGCUUGGGCUACUGCCCCCAGUUCGAUGCGCUCUUCGAUGAGCUGACGGCCCAGGAGCACCUAGAGCUCUACACCCGCCUGCGUGGCAUCCCCUGGAAGGACGAGGAGCGGGUGGUCAAGUGGGCACUGAAGAAGCUGGAGCUGACCAAGUACGCUGACAAGCCUGCCAGCACCUACAGCGGAGGCAACAAGAGGAAGCUGUCCACAGCCAUCGCACUGAUCGGAUACCCAGCCUUCAUCUUCCUGGAUGAGCCCACCACAGGGAUGGACCCCAAGGCACGGCGAUUCUUAUGGAACCUCAUCCUGGAUGUCAUCAAAACGGGUCGCUCCGUGGUGCUCACAUCUCACAGCAUGGAGGAGUGCGAGGCGCUCUGCACUCGCUUGGCCAUUAUGGUGAAUGGGCGGCUCAAGUGUCUUGGGAGCAUCCAGCACCUGAAGAACCGGUUUGGAGAUGGCUACAUGAUCACGGUGCGCACCAAGUCCAGCCUCAACGUCAAAGAGGUGGUGAGGUUCUUCAACCGCAACUUCCCUGAGGCCAUCCUCAAGGAGCGUCACCAUACCAAGGCCCAGUACCAGCUGAAGUCGGACCAGAUCUCACUGGCACAGGUGUUCAGCAAGAUGGAGCAGGUGGUGGAUGUGCUGGGCAUCGAAGACUACUCUGUCAGCCAGACAACGCUGGACAAUGUGUUUGUGAAUUUUGCCAAGAAGCAAAGUGACAACCUGGAGCAGCAGGAGACGAGCCCCAGCUGUGCCCUGCAGUCACCCCUGGAGCGUGUGCUGAGCCUGCUGCGCCCCCGGGCUGCCCCCACAGAGCUGCGGGCCCUCGUUGUGGAGGAGCAGGAGGACCUGGAGACAGACGACGAAGGCCUAAUCAGCUUUGAGGAGGAGAGGGCUCAGCUGUCGUUCAACACAGACACACUGUGCUGAGACCCCAGGGACAGCCAUGUCCCCUGGUUGUGAAGCCACUGAACCCUUUUAGCCUCUUUCCACCCUUCGCCCCACUGAGCGGAGCUGCUGCAGCUGGAGGUGCGUGCCAGAGAGGACAUGGUGGGUAUGGUGCUGGCCUGUAUGGACCUCGCAAGUCACCUUCAGCUCCAGGGCAGUGUCACUGUGGUGCCAGGGGCCAUCAUCCUCGGCCGGCUCACCUGGCCAGCGUGUACCAAUGGACAGACUGCGAAGAGGAUGCAGAGUGGCUCCAGUUGCCAAGCCCUGCACGCUGUGUGGCGGGGAUGAGGCCUGUGAGCUGUGCCUUCGGUUGGAUGCCCAUGUUGCACCCACCCUGGGGACGCCCAGCUGUGGGGAUGCCCCCCUGCCCCAGCACUGGCACCACCUCAGGCCUGGUCCAGGCAGAACCAGAGGAAGGACAGCUGCUUUCGCCUUGUUUCCAUCACCCCUGGCUUGCCGCUUGCCCAUGGCACUGUAGGGGCCUUGGCGUCCAGCACUGCAAAGGCAGGAGAUCUGGUGCUUCACUCACGGUUGGUUUCCGUCACUGACGGGAUGUCACCGGUGGGCCUUCAGCCUGCCCAGGACAGGGGCCUCAGCCUGGCAGGUGCAUCCUGCCCACCCACACUGCUGCCAGCCACGGGGUCUGGCCGCCCUGGCCCUGCCCGGCCUCGCCAUGCGUGCACUAGGCACUCGGCACUGUCCCCGGGGCCGGGCAGCAGCACCCCUGCAGAUGGGCACGAGGUGGGGCAGAGGGGUAUUUCACAGGGUAUUUCACAUGCUGGCACCAGCUGUUUCUCCCCUCUGCCCCCAACCACGUCCCUCCCAGAGUCCCUCACGCCGCCUCCUGCCUGCCCUCACCACCCGCUUCCACCACCACGGGGCAUCGCUGUGGCUGUGCCACCUUUCCGCUGUGACCCCCUCCUUUUCCCCCUUGGCCUGGCACUCAUUGCUCAAUGUCCAGACCUGUAGAGGAGCCACCUGCACUCACGGGUUUCUUAUUGUUGGGCCACUGGUGAUACUGGGAGAGGAGCUGCUGCAACCCAGGCUGUCUUUUGAAGCUGGGAGCGUGGUGGCCUUGAGCUAGGAGAACAAAAGAGCUCGCCUGGGCACUGGCAAAACCUGGCAGUGGUGCCAGGGGGUGGAGGGGCUGGCAGUGUCACCAGGGCCUGCAAUGUCACCUGGGGCUGGCAGUGGGCAUGCCCUCGGCCAGCAGUGCCCCUCCUUUCUGCAGAGGGUCCUGCUGCCUUGUCACCUACAGGGGCCGUACCCAGCACCCGCAGCCUAGCAGCAUCCCCCAGCCCAUGGCUCUCCAGCAACUCGCAGCUGUGCCCAGAGGUGGGGUGACGGCAGGGCCUAUGACACUGAUCCCGACCACUCACCCCCUGGGUGUCCCAGGCCUUUGCAGCACCCUGGGGUAGCCAUGCACAGUUCCCCUCUUCUUCCCAGGGAGCACACGGGGCCAGGUGGCCCAUGUGUGCCGCACUGCCCUUUCUGCCUCAAGGGCAACAGGGUCAGCUGGAGGCCCCGAGCUGGCUCCUGCCCACUGGGAAGCAGGCAGAACCAGGUACCCCAGCUCGCUGCUGUGGGGCAGAGCACCACGUGGACAGGCGCAUGGGACCAGCCCUGGCCCCACUCAAGGGCACAGGAGCAGGGGCGGAGCCAGGUGGCAGCUCACACUCUGCUGUCCCUGUGUCCUCGGUCCUGCCAGUCCUGUAUGCCACCUGCUAUAGAUUGUGAUACAAUAUACAGUAUUUUCAAUAGGGGAAACACUCGGGGGGUGGGUGGGUGGGGAGAUAAGCUCUAUUUUCAGAUUUUUUCAGACCAUAUUUUUUUUUAACGGCAUACUGGAAACUGGCUGGUCCUGGGGUGGGGUGGAUGGCACAGGUAGGCAGCCCCGACCUGGGGUGACCCCUGCUGCCUUGCUGGGCGUGCUCUGCCUUCCUGGGUGGGCGCUGGGGGGCAAGCCAGCUCAGGGUUAGCCCUUGGUCACCUUUGGGUCCCCAGCUGUGACCUCAGUGGGGGGACCCUCGGGGCCUCCCAAGGUGUCCAUAGUGCCGUACUCUGGCCAGGGCUUUGUCCUCACCUGGCACCCACUCUGCUGCUCAGGGCUCUGGGAGGGCACCGGCACCGUGGGGACAGAGUCCCCGCCUGCACCCUCUGCAGCGCUGUCCCCACCUGCUGCUGUGCCACCAUCCCCAUGCCCUGUGGCUUUUGACGGUCAAUGGCGAUGCUUUUGUGCCCCCAGUACGGUGUGCCCAGCACAGCCUGGAUGGCUGCAGUGGCCUCCCCACCCUGAGCUCAGGGCUGCCUGCUGGGGGCACCCCGAGGGUGGCAGUGGGGUGGGAGUACGAGGGCAUUGCCCCAGGGCAGGGGUGGCUGCUGCCUUAACACUAUUUGCUUUGUUGAGUUUGGCCCCGCUUCCUGCCUCAAUUCCCUCUGCAUGUCCUUGGCCAACAGCCACAGGCACAGCACCGGUGUCACGCAUGGCCCCAGGCAUGGGGCACCCGGAGGGGUGGGGACACCUUGGAGGAGCCUGUACAUUGCAAGCAAAAAAAAACAAUGAAAUGUGAAAACAAUGAUUGUUUUAAAUAAAAAAUAAUAACGA
This is a messenger RNA of Phalacrocorax carbo (great cormorant), 10418 nucleotides long. NCBI's taxonomy places the organism in Eukaryota, Metazoa, Chordata, Aves, Suliformes, Phalacrocoracidae. The record is from RefSeq and is a predicted model, not a curated record.